Molecule: messenger RNA, 2376 nt
Organism: Ipomoea nil (Japanese morning glory)
Lineage: Eukaryota; Viridiplantae; Streptophyta; Magnoliopsida; Solanales; Convolvulaceae
Exons: 3
Coding region: 1-2376 (791 amino acids)
Molecular function (GO): nucleic acid binding; RNA-DNA hybrid ribonuclease activity
Source: RefSeq, a predicted model, not a curated record
AUGGCGAAAAUGAUUACACAAAGAAUGAAGCCCUUAAUGGAUAGUAUUAUAUCUGGCACACAGAGUGCAUUUAUACCGGAUAGACUCAUUACUGACAAUAUUCUGAUAGCAGCAGAGGUGGGACACUUUCUGAACAGGAAACAGUGUGGAACGGUUGGUUGGGGAGCUUUAAAGUUAGAUAUGGCAAAGGCUUAUGACCAGAUGGAAUGGCCUUUCCUAAAAGGGAUGUUAAAAGCUUUGGGUUUUGAUGAGAGAUGGGUGGAACUAAUUAUGUUAUGCGUGACUACAGUGUCGUAUAGAUUCUUGAUAAAUGGCUCUCCUAGUAACCUGGUCACGCCUACACGUGGGCUCAGGCAGGGGGAUCCGUUAUCACCAUAUCUUUUUAUUAUAUGUGCAGAAUGGCUUUCCCUAUUACUCCAACAAGCACAGAAUAAUGGUUUAAUUCAUGGCUGCAGAGUGGCACGGGGAGCACCCCCGAUUUCUCAUUUAUUUUUCGCAGAUGAUAGUCUCUUGUUUUUUAAAGCUAAUCAGUAUGAGGCAGUCGAGAUUAAAAAUUGUUUGGCCAAGUAUGAAGCUCUCUCAGGACAGAUGGUAAACUACCAUAAGUCUAGUAUUUUCUAUAGUAAGAAUACUGGUACUAGGGACAGGGAGAUGGCGGCACAGAUCCUGGGUGUUGUCCAAGCUCCGAAUUUGGGAAAAUAUCUGGGUCUACCGGCUUUUAUAGGAAGAAAUAAAAAGGCAGCUUUUGCAUAUAUUGAGGAUAAGAUCAGGCAAAGAAUUGGCUCGUGGAAUAAGAGACUUUUAACGCAGGCAGCUAUUGAGCGAGUAAUGAACCGAUAUUGGUGGGGAACAGGAACUGACCGGGGUAUUCAUUGGAAGGCAUGGGAUAGAUUGUGUAUACCCAAGAAAUAUGGUGGCUUAGGUUUCAAGGAUCUGAAGGCAUUUAAUUUGGCUAUGUUGGGGAAGCAGGCUUGGCGGUUCCUAACAAAUACUGACUCAUUGGUAUCCCGUGUGUAUAAAGCUAGGUAUUACCCUAAACUAACUUUUUCAGAGGCAAGUAUGGGGAAUAAUCCUAGCUACUGUUGGAGGAGUAUUAUGGCUGCAAAAGAAUUAAUUACCGGUGGGGUGCGACGACGGAUUGGGAAUGGUGAAUCGACUUUAAUAUGGAAAGAUCCAUGGCUCCAGGAUGAGUUGGAUCCUAUGGUCCAGACUGAGAUGCCAUUACAGUUAGCAGAUGCUAAGGUUGCAGGAUUGAUUGAUCAAACAACUGGAACGUGGGAUCCUCACAUUUUAGCUGAUAUUUUUCAACCAAGUGAUGUGCCUAGAAUUUUAAAGAUCCCCAUCUCCCCGGAAUAUGAGGACACUUGGUACUGGUAUGGAGAUCCAAAUGGAUGCUACUCCGUCAAGAAUGGAUACAGACGUAUAGUGGGCACCUAUAAUACUAGCAUGGGUUUUGAUAGAUGGAAUACCCUAUGGCACCUCAAAAUACCACCAAAAUGGAAAAUGUUCCUAUGGAGAGCAAUGAGCAAUAUAUUACCCACUACUACUAAUUUGCUUAUAAAGAGGGUGGAAAUUGAUCCGGCAUGCGCCAUGUGUGGACUAAUACAUGAAGAUAUAAUGCACUCAUUAGUGUUGUGUGACUAUGCAAAAGCCAUAUGGAGCCAAUCUAACCUUCCAAUCCCCCAAAUUGUGACAAAUGUUUUUUAUGAUUGGUUUGGAACAUUAUUAGAUGUUCUAGAUUCUGAUGCAAUAUUGUUUGCAACUGCAAUUCUAUACAAUAUUUGGAGGGCCCGGAACGAAGCGGUGUGGAAUGCUUAUCUAUCAAUGCCGAAGAGGGUUGUAGCCACGGCUUUAGCAGCUGUAAAAACGUGGCAACAACUGCAUAUUACUGCCCAUAUGAAGCCCGUGACUGCCGAACUAAGUGGCCACCAUCCCACUGUGCCGCCCCAAACCAUGUUACUGCCCAGUUCGCCCGGAUUAGCGCAGCAGCAACCCCACCCCACUACGGUGCAACCACCUGCCGCGGAUCUCCCACCCCAGGCAAGGCAAUGUUACAUCGAUGCCGGCUACCAACCGUCGUCCAUGACGACCACUGUUGGAGCGGUACUGUUCACCCACAUUGGCAACUAUAUAUCAGCUUUUUGUGCACCGCCGCAAAAUUGCUUUUCACCACUUAUGGCCGAGGCUCUGGCAUGCAAGGAAGUGUUAUCGUGGCUCAAGGACUUGGGGGAGCAAUCAGUUAACCUCUACACGGAUUGUCAGACACUACUCACUUAUUUGACGUCACCUACUAUUCAGACAAGAUCAUACCUUGGUUACGUCCUGGAUGACUGCAGGACCUAUUUAAAUAUGUUUGAUUAUUGUUCGUUUGAUUAG